UCCGUCCGGGGUCAGUCAGUCGCUCCCUGUCGCUGCGGGAGUCUCUGCUUCCCCCUUCCUACCCGCUCCGCGGCGGUAGCUCAGGCUCUUCGGGGAGGGGGAGACGGAGAGAGAGAGAGAGACUGACUUAAUAAAGUUUCCUGAAACAACAACUACUACCAAAAAAGGCCCAAGGUGGGGGGGGACCCCCAUUCUUCCCCGCCCUCUCCAAAAGCCUGAGGGACCGUUGCAGGUGGAGCGGCGCUGGGGGGAGCCGGGCUCCGGCGGCAGCCGUUGCCCCGGCGAGGGGCGCCCAGGUCCUGCCCGCUGUGGUUCCGGCUCCUUCGGUGGCGGCUGCGGCUUCUGCGGGGCGGUUCCUCCUGUCAACUGCCUGCGCCCGCGCGCCACCCGCCCGCCCAGCUCCACAGCGCGGAGGGACGCCGUGAGCCGCCGCCUCCGUCGCCGUCGCCUCGGGCCGCGGAGGGACGUGGUGAGCUGUGGCGCUUCCGCGUCAGCGCCGGCGGGGACUCUUUGGGAGCGCGUCGGGCCCGAACCCCGGUUCCCUUCGCGUGGUCCGCCGAGGCUGCGCCAGGUGGGGCCCGAAGCCGCCUCCCACGCCAGGCUGUCCCCGCGGCUGCCCGGCCUGCCUUCCUUCCUUCCGCCUGCCCGCCGGCCCGCCCUAGGAGUUAACCAAGCCGCAAUGAAGAGCUUCUUACAGUGAAAGGAAAGUAGGUCUCGCCCACUGAAAAUGCCUUUAAGGGACAAAUACUGUCAGACUGACCACCAUCAUCACGGAUGCUGUGAACCAGUUUAUAUCCUGGAACCUGGAGAUGCUCCUUUGUUACAGCAACCACUACAGACAUCCAAAUCUGGUAUUCAGCAAAUAAUUGAGUGCUUUCGAUCAGGAACUAAACAACUUAAGCAUAUUUUAUUAAAAGACGUGGACACUAUUUUUGAAUGCAAAUUAUGCCGCAGUCUCUUCAGAGGAUUACCAAAUUUAAUUACCCAUAAAAAAUUCUACUGCCCACCAAGUCUCCAGAUGGAUGACAACCUUCCUGAUGUAAAUGAUAAACAAAGUCAAGCCAUAAACGAUCUCCUAGAAGCCAUAUAUCCAAGUGUGGACAAGCGAGAAUAUAUUAUUAAGCUAGAACCCAUAGAAACUAAUCAAAAUGCAGUGUUUCAGUAUAUUUCAAGGACUGAUAAUCCUACUGAAGUCACAGAGUCAAGCAGUACUCCUGAACAAACCGAAGUUCAAAUACAGGAAACUAGCACUGAACAGUCUAAAACAGUACCAGUUAUAGAUACAGAGGUGGAAACUGUAGAGCCCCCUCCUGUUGAGAUUGUUGCAGAUGAAGUUGCACCUACAUCUGAUGAGCAACCUCAGGAAUCACAGGCUGACUUGGAAACUUCUGACAAUUCUGAUUUUGGUCACCAGUUGAUAUGUUGUCUUUGUAGAAAAGAAUUCAAUUCCAGACGAGGCGUUCGUCGUCACAUUCGAAAAGUACACAAGAAAAAGAUGGAAGAACUAAAAAAGUACAUUGAAACACGAAAGAAUCCAAACCAGUCCUCUAAAGGACGCAGUAAGAAUGUUCUAGUUCCAUUAAGUAGGAGUUGUCCAGUAUGUUGUAAAUCAUUUGCUACAAAAGCGAAUGUAAGGAGGCAUUUUGAUGAAGUUCAUAGAGGACUAAGGAGGGAUUCAAUUACUCCUGAUAUAGCAACAAAGCCUGGGCAACCUUUGUUCCUGGAUUCUGUUUCUCCUAAAAAAUCUUUUAAGACUCGAAAACAAAAGUCGUCUUCAAAGGCUGAAUACAAUUUAACUGCAUGCAAAUGCCUCCUUUGCAAGAGGAAAUAUAGUUCACAAAUAAUGCUUAAAAGACAUAUGCAAAUUGUCCACAAGAUAACUCUUUCUGGAACAAACUCUAAAAGAGAGAAAGGCCCUAAUAAUACUGCCAGCAGUUCAGAAAUAAAAGUUAAAGUUGAACCAGCAGAUUCUGUAGAAUCUUCACCCCCUUCCAUUACCCAUUCUCCACAGAAUGAAUUAAAGGGAACAAAUCAUUCAAAUGAAAAAAAGAACACACCGGCAGCACAGAAAAAUAAAGUUAAACAAGACUCUGAAAGCCCUAAAUCAACUAGUCCGUCUGCUGCAGGUGGCCAGCAGAAAACCAGGAAACCAAAACUUUCAGCUGGCUUUGACUUUAAGCAACUUUACUGUAAACUUUGUAAACGUCAGUUUACUUCCAAACAGAACUUGACUAAACACAUUGAGUUGCACACAGAUGGGAAUAACAUUUAUGUUAAAUUCUACAAGUGUCCUCUUUGCACUUAUGAAACUCGUCGGAAGCGCGAUGUGAUACGACAUAUAACUGUGGUUCAUAAAAAGUCAUCCCGCUAUCUUGGGAAAAUAACAGCCAGUUUAGAGAUCAGAGCUAUAAAGAAGCCCAUUGAUUUUGUUCUAAAUAAAGUGGCAAAAAGAGGCCCUUCGAGGGAUGAGGCAAAACAUAGUGAUUCAAAACAUGAUGGCACUUCUAACUCUCCUAGUAAAAAGUAUGAAGUAGCUGACGUUGGUAUUGAAGUAAAAGUCACAAAAAACUUUUCUCUUCACAGAUGCAAUAAAUGUGGAAAGGCAUUUGCCAAAAAGACUUAUCUUGAACAUCAUAAGAAAACUCAUAAGGCAAAUGCUUCCAAUUCACCUGAAGGAAACAAAACCAAAGGCCGAAGUACAAGAUCUAAGGCUCUUGUCUGAUAACUUCAAGUGAUGUACGAAAAGGUUUGGAGUUCAUUUUUGUGGAAAGACUUUAAAUUGGUGUUAGAACCACUAAACGUCUUCAAAUGGUACUAUGAGAAAAAAAGGAAAAACAUUUUCAUAAAUAUUCGACUGUAACUGCUGUUUUCUGACUAAAAUAAUAACCAUCUAACCACUUGUUUCUAAGGCACUGCCUCUUCCAGCACUUUCAAGUAGCUGUGACAUUACAUAUUGUCAUCACAGUCCAUCAGCUAACCACCCUUGACCUUGUGCAUUUGGUCUGCAGUUCCUACAAAAAUGUUGCAAAUUUUGUUUUCCAAACAAUUUGUUGAUUAAAGCGAUCAACAACCUGAAGAAUAUAUCACCACUGGUGAUUUUUAAUUGACAGAGACUUUAUAUCUUAGUGACUUUAGUUUUGUUUCACUUUAUUUGGCAAAAUUUUCAUCUGAAUUGUACAGAUCUAUUUCCUAGUGAGUGUAUGUUAGGACCAAAAGAGAAAUUAGUAUCAACAUAUUAUAAAUAUUUAGCCUACUAAGUAUUUGUAAUUAUUUUUACAUUCAUUUAUUUCUAACUUGUUCUCCAGCACUUAAAUGUUUGAAAGUUUCAUUCUAAAAUAUAUUCAGCAGAAAGUUCCAGUUCAUUUUCGUCCAUGGAUCAUUAUUUUUAUUUGUCAACAUCUGAGGUUUUUAUGAAAAUUAAACAUUCCCCUUUUUUUCUUUAAAUUUUAUACAAAGCACUUUAAUAAUAGAUGCAACUUAAUUUUUCAGUUUCUGUAUAUUUUUUUUUAAAGACCACACAUUUACUAAUGUUAGUAUGAAGGUAGUAAAUAGCUUACUGAUAUUUUAUGGAUGCAGACAAUCCAUGCACAACCACUUCUUAUGAUAUUAGUUUAAUUCUUUAAAUAUUGCUAAAAAAGGAAGAUGGGAGUAUAAACCCUGAAGUUUUUUCUCCCAAGUAAAAUCUUAAAUGACUACUUUAGAUGAUAUUUGAUUCCUACUGUAAAAUUUGGAAAAUAAUGAAUUCUUGUCCAUUUUUGUAAUCAAGAUUUUAGGAAAAACAGAAGUACAUCUAUCUUUAUGAAAUAUUGGGCAGGUUUUUGUGUAUCAAUAUUUUGUACUUUUUAGGGAAUAUUUUAUUUUUUAGUAAUUUUUGUCAAAUUAUAAUUUUAAAAGGUACAGCAGAGAACAUACCAUGUUUUUAUAUAGGUUCAUACCUGUACUUAGGAGGGACCCUGUCCAUCUAUAUACUUCUUGUAAAAAUUUUAAAGUGUUGAAGAUCCACAAGGUCAUAAUAAAAUGCUUCUAUAGCUAGAAAAACAUUUACCCUUCCCAGUGCUUUGCACUAAAAUAUACUGUGAAAGGAAACUAGAAAGACUGUAACUGUUGCUGGAAAUGUUCUAUAUUGAAUGUACAUGCUCUUGUUGGAAAAAUGUACUAUAUGUGAUGGAAAUAAACCAGACUCAAAAUUAUUUCAGCUAAAUGUGCUUCAACAAAGGUGCAUUGGUUGAAACUUAAAUGUUUUAUCAAAUUUAAAUUUAUUCAGUGACUAUGAGCAGCUACACUUGAAUUAUACCCUAAUAGUUUUAUUUUUAAGGAUUAGAGUGAUAAUUUCUCUUUAAUUUAAAAACAGAUUUACUUUUCCACAUAUGGAAAACUUGUACUUAUAUACCUAACUUUAAUGAUUAAUAUCAUAAUAUAUUUAGGGAACUAAAUGUGUAGGUGGUAUUUCAUUUAUAAACCAUCUUCAUUAGUUGCACAUUAUUAAAUCUGUAUGUUUGACUUUU
Messenger RNA from Lynx canadensis (Canada lynx), 4505 nucleotides. It is a transcript of the gene ZNF800, whose product is annotated as zinc finger protein 800. The coding region runs from base 728 to 2722 and encodes 664 amino acids. The transcript has 6 exons. Lineage: Eukaryota; Metazoa; Chordata; Mammalia; Carnivora; Felidae. The record is from RefSeq and is a predicted model, not a curated record.